Molecule: messenger RNA, 696 nt
Organism: Talaromyces proteolyticus
Lineage: Eukaryota; Fungi; Ascomycota; Eurotiomycetes; Eurotiales; Trichocomaceae
Product: Alpha/Beta hydrolase protein
Exons: 7
Coding region: 1-696 (231 amino acids)
Biological process (GO): lipid metabolic process
Source: RefSeq, a predicted model, not a curated record
AUGGUUCCUAGCAAAACGGUUUGCACUGGUUCUGCGUUUGACAUUACUAUCACCAAGGAAAUAAAUGAGCUUGUCACAGACACUCAGAAAAAGAGAAUAUCUGUUGUGGUGAGAGGCUCUACAUCCCCAACGGACUUCUCCAACGACCUCGAUACUGCCUUGGUUGUUCCAAAGCUAUCUGGAGUGGACUUUCCUUCCGGGGUGAUGAUUAUGGCUGGCAUUAACAUCCCUUGGUCGGCCGUGCAUGACGAGAUUAUCACGGAAGUCAAAAAACUGGUUGAGAUAUAUCCAGACUAUACUCAGGAGUCAACCGGACAUUCACUUGGUGGUGCGCUUACCUACAUGCCUUAUAUAUCUCUAAGCCAGAACUUUCCGAAUAAGUCAAUCACAAGUAAUGCAUUAGCUGCGUUUCCCAUAGGAAACCAAGCAUUUGCAAACUUCGGGUCUUCUCAACAUGGAACUCUUAAUUGGGGUAACAAUGCCUUGGAUAGCGUGCCACCCUUCAACUUCGCCUACUAUGGAAAUGAAUAUUACAGUUAUGGAACCCCACUCAGCACCUUACAAUGCAAUGCUGGGAACGGUAUGUAUGGCGUUACACCUGAGCACGUUUCUAGUUUUGACGUUCUCGAAAUGAUGGCGGGAUGUGACCCAGUCUCGAGACGAUUCAUUGAAUGUUCGGAGGACAAGGGGCGGUGA